Centrocercus urophasianus (Greater sage-grouse) is the source of this 3120-nucleotide messenger RNA. It is a transcript of the gene RIC8A, whose product is annotated as RIC8 guanine nucleotide exchange factor A. Gene Ontology annotation, cellular component: plasma membrane; cytoplasm. Gene Ontology annotation, molecular function: guanyl-nucleotide exchange factor activity; G-protein alpha-subunit binding. Gene Ontology annotation, biological process: G protein-coupled receptor signaling pathway. The record is from RefSeq and is a predicted model, not a curated record. The transcript has 12 exons. The coding region runs from base 586 to 2070 and encodes 494 amino acids. NCBI's taxonomy places the organism in Eukaryota, Metazoa, Chordata, Aves, Galliformes, Phasianidae.
GGAGCUCAGGACUGUAGUGGCCACGGUGGAAAACGGGGAGCAAGAUGCGGUCCUCAAGGUGCUUCAGAUCUACAACCAGGAGCUCACAGGAGCCUGCAAAGAAGCUCUGGAAAUGCCCUGUGCAGGAAAUCAGUCUGGCUAACGUUCUGACUUGAGAAGAUUCACUGGCACAAGGAGAAGCUCCGCUCUGCAUGGAGUUGGGGAUGCUGUAGGAGCAAAGAACAAGGAUUUGUUUGCAAGUAGCAAGGAGGGAUGAAAGAGAAGGAAAGCAACUUAGACCUGGCAGCAUGGGCUGUAUGUGUGCUUUUCAAACAAGUUUCAUUCCUGCUUGUGGUGAGAUGUAGUUGGAGUUACUGGAUGCAAACUGUGUUGAACAGAGAAGGCAAUAAUGAAGCAAAACUCUCAGCAGCAAAAAAACUGUCCUUAUGUCUGGCUCCUCAGGAGCCUGUGCUGCUUGUUACAAAUCCUGUGAAUACUGCAGACCUUUCUCAGUCCUCUGACACCUUGCCUCUUUGAUUCCCUGCCUCUGAGCUGAAAUCUCAGUGCUUCACCUUUGAUGAUGAGGAACGGGAGGAGAGGAAGAAAAUGGCCCAGUUGCUGAUCAAGUUCCUGGAAAGAGAGCUCCAGCCAUCCUGCCAGGUCACGUGCUUGGAAAGCAUCCGCAUCCUGUCCCGGGACAAAUACUGCCUUGAGCCUUUCACCACCAAGGAAGGGCUGAAGACCCUCUCCAGGCAUGCUGGCAUUGACUACUCAGAGGAGAUCAUCCGAGAGGUCCCAGACUUGGAGGUCAUCCUGGAAUCCCUCAAAUGCCUCUGCAACGUUGUCUUCAGCAGCCCGAGGGCACAGGAGCUGACAGCUGAAGCUCGGCUGGUGGUGGGCCUGACAAAGCGCGUCAAACUCUACAAUGAGAGGAGCCUUCCUCAUGAAGUCAAGUUCUUUGACCUGCGUCUUCUCUUCCUGCUGACAGCGCUGAGAGUGGACAUCCGACAGCAGCUAGCCCAGGAGCUCCGGGGCAUCAGCCUGAUGACAGACACCCUGGAGCUGACUCUUGGCGUCAAGUGGAUGGACCCCUAUGAAGUUGUCACUGAGGAAGGACUGCUUCCACCUUUGCCUCGGCAAGAGACGGAGCGAGCCAUGGAAAUCCUGAAAGUGCUCUUCAAUAUCACUUUUGAUUCCAGCAAGAGGGAAGUGGAUGAGGAAGAUGCUGCUUUGUACCGGCACUUGGGUGCCCUCCUGCGCCACUGCCUCAUGAUCUCUGCUGACGGGGAGGACCGGACAGAGGAGUUCCACAGCCACACAGUUAAUCUUUUGGGUAACCUGCCCCUGAAAUGUCUGGAUGUUCUCCUGACCCCAAAAGUCCGUCCGGGAUCACUGGAGUACAUGGGUGUCAACAUGGAUGCGGUUAAUAUCCUGCUGGAUUUCCUAGAACGACGCCUUGACAGGGGACAUAAGCUGAAGGAGAGCUUGACCCCUGUGCUGAACCUGCUGACUGAGAGUGCCAGAGUCCACCGCCAGACAAGGAAGUUCCUGAAGGCAAAGGUGCUGCCUCCGCUGCGGGAUGUGAAAAAUCGUCCGGAGGUGGGGAACUCGCUGCGGAACAAGCUGGUGCGUUUGAUGACCCACAUCGACACCGACGUGAAGCACUGUGCAGCUGAAUUCCUCUUCGUGCUCUGCAAGGAGAGCGUGUCGCGGUUCGUGAAGUACACAGGCUACGGGAAUGCAGCUGGGCUCCUGGCAGCACGAGGCCUGAUGGCUGGUGGCCGGGAGGAGGGAGAGUACUCGGAAGACGAGGACACUGACACAGAGGAGUACAAAGAGGCAAAGCCCAACAUUAAUCCUGUGACGGGACGUGUUGAGGAGAAACUUCCCAACCCCAUGGAAGGGAUGACUGAAGAGCAGAAGGAAUACGAAGCCAUGAAGUUAGUCAAUAUGUUUGACAAGUUGUCCAGAGAGCAAGUCAUCCAACCCAUGGGCAUCACGCCGAGUGGCAACCUGGCCCCCAUGGAGAAUGCCAUCCAUGAUAUAGCUGAUGAGAGGUCCUCUUCUGACUCGGACCUGGGGCUGGACUGAUCCUGACCUCUUGCCCCAGCCUCAGAGAGCUGGGCGGCCUCCACCCACUCUCGUCCAGAACUGGUGCUGCACCUGGAGGCUAGUACCAGACCGGGACUCUCCCCAUGGGAUCUGAAUCCAGCCUGGGCCCCUCACACUUCGCAACGAAGAACCUCCAGCCUCCUUCUCAGCUCUGUAACCACCUCUCCUUCUGGAAGGUCAUCAUGGCCUGGCUCCACUUGGUCUCUUCCAUUGGCAGCUUUGAGAAUAUCAGACUCCCAAUUGCUUCCAGGACUUUUCAGUAGGAUUUUUUUUUUUUUUUUUUUUAAAUGUAUGAUGUUUGGGGGAGGGAAAAGAGUCAGGGGAAUCUUUCUGUCAGGUCAUCGUGCUGAUAUUUAUGUGGCUGUGUAUCAGCGUGUGUGUCCCCAUGUAUGGUCAGCCCUGCACAGGGGAGCUGUUCUCCAGGAAUGCAGGUGGGACUGCAGACAAGAGUGGGUGUUGCAGGGAAUACAGCCUGUGGGAUGCCUCAGCAUAGUGCACCCUUGUCAUGAGCAGUACGUGCGGAUGUGCUGCAUGUGGCAGUAAGCAUUAUGACAUCUGUGCAAACAAGAUUGUGUGGAUGUAUAUGAGUGCUGUGGGGAGCAUGGUGUGUGUGCUUUGGGGCAGGCAGGAGGGGGGGGACUUUGAGACACUUCUGUCGUCUGCAGGAAAGGAACUUGUGACGACUGCCGGAAAUGCUCUGAUAUUUUGUCUGUGGUACUGUGCAACCUCCUGUUACCACAGAGAUUAGUUAGCAGUGCUCUUACCCUUCCCCAUCUUACACUGAUUGAAAGAUUGGAAUAGGGUCUGUGUGUGCUGGCCUCCUCACCUGCCUCAGCUUUCCCACAGAUUUGCUGCUGUUUGCACCCAGGGGCUGCUAUUGGUCCUCUGCUAUGGCUUACAUUUCUUUUUAUGUAUUUUUUUUUUCCUUUUUAAAGAAAAUCUAGUUUGUCUUGUACCAGGAGUUCCAAAAUGUAACUAACAAGUAGGAAUGCAAAUGUGAUGCUAGAAUAAAGAAAACCUUCUGACAAA